Messenger RNA from Cylindrotheca closterium, 960 nucleotides. NCBI's taxonomy places the organism in Eukaryota, Bacillariophyta, Bacillariophyceae, Bacillariales, Bacillariaceae. The record is from the annotation of a GenBank genome assembly.
AUGCUGACCAAACCAAGACAUGGCGACAGAUGUCUUGAGGUGGACGACAUUGCCCAGGGCUACGCCGAUGAGCUGAUAGCCACCGAGGACACGAUCGCCAGAAACCCCAAGUUCUUCUCCGAACCCUGUGCUCUCUACAUUGACAAUGAGAAGGUCUCCUGCCUGGCCUUGGCAUCGGUCGACGAAGCCGUUGUCCUGCCGGAAUUGAUGGACUACUGGGCAGCCAAAGGCCGCCUCGCUCCCGAGACCUUCCGAUUGGUGGACUGGCCGGUCGUGCACCAAGCGAUGAAGUCUCUGAAGCCCGCCGAACAGCGCUUCAUCACAAAACACACCGUUGGGAUGUGCGGUGUCGGCAAGUUCCGUAAACGAUGGGGCCUCGACUCCAAGAACCGAUGCCCCUUUUGCGGACUGGAGGAAUACCACCUACAUGUCUCCCGCUGCCCUUCCGACCGGGCCAAGACCCAGUGGCAGCUCCUACUCCAAGAACUCCAAGAAUGGUUCCAGUCCACCACCACUGCUACACCCAUCGCCCAAUUCCUCAGGGCCCUUCUUCGCACCCCCCUAACAACCAGCCUCAAACAGAGACUCCGUGGUACCGCCUACACGGAAUGUCUUCUUCCGCCCUCACCCAAGUCUGUGAGGCUCAACUUCGCCUUGGCCCCCAAUGUCUCCUCGAAGGCCUUCUCGUCCACGGCUGGGCCGACCUCCAGCAAUAAUUCUACCGCGAGAGCGGUAGUCGCCGAUCCGGUAGCCGCUGGGCUGCCAAUCUAUCUCGACAGCUCAUCCUUAUCGGUAAAGGCAUGUGGAAGCAUCGCAAUGAUGUCUUUCAUUCUGACGACAACAUCGUCAACCAACAGCGCGCGACUGCUCUCGAUCGACGCAUCCACGAAGAGUUUGACAUGGGUCUUCGCGACCUACCUCGGAACCUUCGCCCUGCCAUCCGUCGAUCCCGCCUUGUAG